This is a messenger RNA of Xiphophorus hellerii (green swordtail), 2494 nucleotides long. Its product is annotated as annexin A11-like. The record is from RefSeq and is a predicted model, not a curated record. Gene Ontology annotation, biological process: cytokinetic process; phagocytosis. Lineage: Eukaryota; Metazoa; Chordata; Actinopteri; Cyprinodontiformes; Poeciliidae. The transcript is spliced from 15 exons. Gene Ontology annotation, cellular component: nucleus; cytoplasm; plasma membrane. Gene Ontology annotation, molecular function: calcium-dependent phospholipid binding; calcium ion binding; phosphatidylserine binding. Bases 143 to 1609 code for a protein of 488 amino acids.
GGAGUAAAGGUUGUUUAAAAGGGGACGGAAACGGAGCCUGCAGAUGGACCCACCCACCUAUGUUAACUCCUCUAGUCUCCUCUCCCUCGCGUUUCUCUUCCUGGAUCUGACGGCGCAAGCCAGUAAUCUGUGAAUUCUGAAGAUGAGUUACCCAGGAUACCCUCCACAAUCUGGCGGAUACCCACCACAGGGAGGGGGCUACCCACCUCAGCCAGGGGCAUAUCCACCCCAACCAGGCGCCUACCCUCCGGCAGGGGGCGGCUAUCCUCCGGCACCUGGUGCCUAUCCUCCAGGAGGAGGAAGCUACCCCCCACAGGGUGGCGGAUACCCUCCUCAGGCUGGAUACCCGCCAGCAGCAGGGGGAUUUCCCCAAGCUGGAGGGUACCCUGCUCCAGCCGGAGGCUUUCCUCAGGCUGGUGGCUACCCUGCACAACCGGGUCAGGGAGGUUAUCCCUCCAUGCCUCCAGCAGGGGGAGGCUGGGGUGCAGCACCAGGUGGCUAUGGCGCGCCCGGAGGGGCUCCGCAGGGGUAUCCAGGGGGCCCUGCCCCAAGCCAACCAAUGCCAAAUUAUCCUGGAGCCCCUGCUGGUGGCCCCUCGAUGCCUGGAUACGGGGGUGGCGUUCCAACCAACCCUCAGGCGCCAGCAAUUCCUAAAGGAUACAGGGGUUCCAUCAAAGAUUUCCCUGGAGCUGAUCCACUGAAAGACGUUGAAGUUCUUCGGAAAGCAAUGAAGGGCAUUGGAACUGAUGAAAAUGCCAUUAUUGAGCUCCUGGGAAAUCGCUCCAACAAGCAGAGAGUUGCAUUGGUUCCAGCCUACAAGACUACAUAUGGAAAGGAUUUAGUCCGUGAUCUUAAGUCUGAACUUAGCAGUGACUUUGAAGACCUGGUUCUUGCCAUGUUAAAGACCCCUACGCAGUUUGAUGCCUCUGAGCUGAGGGAGGCUAUAAAGGGUGCUGGAACUGAUGAAGCAUGUCUGAUUGAGAUUUUAUCGUCACGUUCCAAUGCAGAGAUUCAAGAGAUCAACAAAAUCUACAAAGCCGAAUACGGAAAGAAAUUGGAGGACGCCAUUACCAGCGACACCUCUGGUCAUUUCCGCAGACUCCUGGUGUCUCUUUGUCAGGGAAAUCGUGAUGAAAGGGAGACUGUUGACAUCUCAUUGGCAAAACAGGACGCUCAGAAAUUGUAUGCGGCUGGUGAAAAUAAAGUGGGUACUGAUGAGUCACAGUUCAAUGCAAUCCUGUGUGCUCGCAGCAAGCCCCACCUGCGUGCAGUUUUCCAGGAGUACCAGCAGAUGACUGGGAGAGAUGUUGAAAAGAGUAUAUGCAGGGAAAUGUCUGGAAAUCUGGAGUCUGGGAUGGUGGCUGUUGUCAAAUGCAUCAAGAAUACUCCAGUCUACUUUGCUGAACGGCUCCAGAAGGCCAUGAAGGGAGCAGGGACCAAGGACAGGACCCUCAUCCGUGUCAUGGUGUCCCGCUCUGAGGUGGACAUGCUGGAUAUCAGACAGGAGUUUCUGAAGGCCUACGGGAAGUCACUGUACAAUUCCAUCUCUAGUGAUACUUCAGGGGAUUACAAGAAACUGCUGUUGAAGCUGUGUGGCGGAAACGACUAAACAGAAUGACCACAGAGGGACAAUAUAUACGUCCACACUGAAACGAUAUACGUAGGACAUAUAUCACGUCUGAUGCAUGCCGCAAAUGCCUUUAGCCAAUCAAUAUUGAUUAUAUAUUUUCAUAUAUACUUAAGAUGAUUUUUAAUAUACUAUUGGGUGACAAAUCAGGUUUUAAAGAAAUAGAUUCUUGUGUGAUUUGUGCCACAUUUCCUACAUCAUUUAAGUUUAACCUAUAUAUUCUGUAGUAAAAUUGUCUGUCCCACAUAAUAAUAUAUCAAUUUUACAUUGUAAUCCUUUGAACUUAAAGUCUGCUGUAGUUUGCAGCUUUCUUUAAAGAAAAUCAUCUUUAAGGAAAGAAGGAACAUAAGCAUGGACAGUGACUAUGCAAUUUAUUUAGUAAAUAAAAUAUUUAGAUUAUAGCUCACAGUUUUGCUGUGGCAAUGAAGGUAUUAAAACUCCAGGAAUGUCAUAUGAGUCUUAUCAAAAAGAAUUUUUUAACAAAACUCCCAUAAGCAGAAGUCACAUGAUAAGAUUCAUGUUUAGGAAGCCAUAAUUAUGCUUACACUAACUUUUGAAUGUAUGAAAUUAAAAAAAAAAAAAGCAAAAAUCCUCUCCUCUCUGCUUUUAGUUUCACAAUUUUUUCCUCUGCUUGCAAGCCUUUGAAAAUUAGCUUUAAAUGUUUUCCUGUAGCUGCUUAAUUUUUAUGGCAAUGUUAUACUAAGUGCCAAUAAGCCAAAGACUAACAGAUCAUGUUAUACAAUUUUGAGCGUGUUGCUCUGUGAGUUGUUUGCAUGUAAAGCAUGUCAGCCACACAUAACAUUAGGAUGUAACAGCCAAAAUAUAAUUUUUUUUGUUUAAUAAAUAAAAACUGUUUACUUUGCCUUA